GUCCUGGUAGCCGAGGGCAGGUCGUCAAUGUGAGUGAUGGGAUAGUGUGGGAAGGGGUAGCUUCCAGGCCCCUCUGGAUAUCCUGCCCUCUGUGGAUGUAUAAGGUAGCUCCUGAGGGCAGAGGCAGAGCCAGUCAAGUUGGCAGCCCUGGUUCGUUAUCCAGAUAGAACCCCAUGCAGGAGGAAAAUAGGUGACUGUGUGGGAAACCUUGCACCUUGCAGGUUUUUCGGCCAGGGAAAGGGGUUUUGUGGUACUGCUCCCCAAGGGCCAUGCAGACAGGCUGGCUUUGUCUCCCAGCCUGCUUUGGUUGAAACCUUGGGCUUUGCCUGGGCUUGUCUGGCCUAAAGUGGCUGACACACCUCUGCAUCUGCUCCCCUUGCUCCGUCCAGAAGAGAGUAGCCAGCCUUGACUUCCCCAAUGAACAAGGAGUUGGGAUUGAGUCAGAGAUCAAUGUUCUGGGUUGUAGGGCCACAGAAUCUGCCCUCACUGACCAAGGAGUUUUCUCCUUGGGUGGGUGGGAUACUCCAUCUCCAGACUUGCUCCAUGAGCAGUGUUUUCUGCCUGGGUUCCAUGCUUUCUUUCUAUUCCUGAGUUCAGCCUCAUGCCUCCCAAUGGGCCUGUAUGUUCCAGACGUUAUCAGCUUUCCUGCUUUGGAGUGGGGGCUGGGCUUUGAGCAGUGAACAAAACUAGCUCCCUGCCCAUCUGCUAGUCUUUUGCUGGCUGCCCAGCCUGAAAGGCAGUGACUAGGGCUGUCAGGGAGGGGGACACAUUCCCCAGAGGCUCCUAGAGACAUACAGCCUUUCAGGGCUAGGGGUGGGAACCUCAUUAGAAUGAGAAUCAGGUCUUUUCUGUCUCUGUGGGUUGGUCUGAACACCGGCUCCACUAGCCCUGGCUGUGGUGGAUGGCGGACCUGCAGAGAAGCUCUGCAUGCUUCUUGCUGCCCCCUCCCCACCUUUCUGCAUAGGGUGGCCUUUCCUAAUAACCCUCCCUUGGGUGCGGACUCCCUUGGUUUCCCUGGCUCGGAACACCCUUGUUACCAGCUGCAUGGUGGCCCCACAGCACUGCAUCUUGCCCCUGACAGCUCUGCGUUCAUCCACCAUGCCUGAUUCCAGUUCCCAUCUCCCAGGACCCCCAGCUGGGCUAGGCCCCCUCCUUUCAGUUUUGCUGCUGCUGCUGCUGUUACUACCACCAGUGGUCCAGGCUCCCAGAACAAUUGCCCAGGAGGUGCCAGAUACACUUAGUCCACCUGGGUGCUCAAGUGGCAGCUGCUAUCCACCCACUGGCAACCUGAUUGUUGGUCGUGGCCAGAGCCUUUGUACCUCAUCAACCUGUGGACUCAAUGGCCCUGAGCCCUACUGCAUUGUCAGCCACCUGCAGGUUGGGAGGAGGGACUCUGAAAAUUGCUUCUUUUGUGACUCUCGGGACCGGGGUGGCCAUGGUAUUGAGAAUGUGAUCUCCCGGAGUGAUCCCAAAGGCAACAAGACCUGGUGGCAAGCUGCAAGUGGUGUUGAGAACGUCACCAUCCAGCUAGACCUUGAGGGUGCAUUCUACUUUACCCACCUCAUCAUGACUUUCAAGACUUUUCGCCCAGCGGCUCUGAUCCUUGAGCGUUCAGUGGACCAUGGCCAGUCCUGGCACGUGUAUCGAUACUUUGCCCACAACUGCUCAGGCGUCUUUCCUGGGAUCCCUCCGGCCCCAGGCCACAGUGUCAGUGACCUCGUCUGUGAUCAGCGUUACUCAGACAUUGAGCCUCCCACUGAGGGCAAGGUAAUUUUCAAAGUUCUGGACCCAGCCAUUCUGGUGGAGAACCCACACAACCCCAAGACUCAGGAGCUCCUGCAUGUGACUAACCUCCGUGUGAACUUCUCCAAACUGCACACACUGGGUGACAGGCCCCCGGGGGACCUCAAGGGACACCCUUUCUACUACUAUGCCCUCUAUGAGCUCGUGGCCAGAGGCAGCUGCCUGUGCCAUGGCCAUGCCUCUGAGUGCAGGCCUGCACCUGGGGCUCCAGCCAACGUGGAAGGCAUGGUGCAUGGCCUUUGUGUCUGCCGCCAUCACACAGCUGGUACCCACUGUGAGCGCUGCCAGGACCUGUACCAGGACCACCCAUGGCAUGCAGCAGAGCCUGGGCACCCCCAUGCCUGCCAGGAAUGCAAGUGCCAUGGGCAUGCCCGCAGUUGUCACUUUGACAUGGCCCUGUAUUUGGCAUCCGGCAAUAUGAGUGGAGGUGUGUGUGACGCGUGUCAGCACAACACAGCUGGGCGCCACUGUGAGCUCUGCCAGCCUUUCUUCCAUCGAGAUCCCCAAGAAGAUCUCCGUUCCCUUCGCUCCUGCAAACCCUGUGACUGUGACCCUGUGGGUGCCCUGGAAGGGGGUUUGUGUGAUGCCCACACAGAUGAGACCCAUGGCCUCCUCUCUGGGCAGUGUCGCUGCAAAGUAAACGUCUGGGGCAAGCGCUGUGACUCCUGCCGGCCCGGUCACUAUGGCCUGAGCCUUACCCAGUCAGAGGGCUGCCAGCCCUGCAGGUGUGACCCCCGGGGCCGAGUCCCUGGCACUCAUGCCUGUGAUCCCUCUAGUGGUGCCUGUCACUGCAAACGCUUUGUCUCUGGGCGGGACUGCAGUCGUUGUCUGCCCGAGUUCUGGGGUCUGAGCAGUGACUCUCUAGGUUGCCGGCCCUGUGACUGCGACUUUGGGGGUGCCUACAGCAACAGGUGUUCUUCAGGGGAGGGCCGCUGUCUGUGCCGUCCCCAUCUCCGUGGCCGUCGCUGCCACGAACUCCAAUCUGGGUACUUCUGCGCUGCCCUCAACCAGGCCACUGCUGAAGCCGAGCUUGGCCAGAGCCUCGAGCCAGCUGACCCUCGGCUGCCUGGAGACCCCAGGCCUGUUCCUCCCCACUGUACACAAGCCCCAGGCACCUCCCCUCAUUGGCUCCGGCCCCGACUUCGGAGACAGCGUGACCCUCGAUGUGCCCUCCACCCUGCCAGGCGAGCCGGCUACAGCCUCCGGCUGCCCAAAGCUAGGAAUCUGAGGAGCAGGGUCCCAGAGGUGCCCGACGCCCUGCACCUGGGAACUGGCUCCCCACUGGGGACUGGCCUGGACUUUGCACGUGUGCUCGAUGGGGCGGGCCUCUCUCUGCUGGCUCCCACCGUGCCUCGUGCCCUGGAGUAUGACAUUGUCCUGCACUAUGAGACCCAGGCACCUGAAGACUGGCAGGCAUUGGUCAGUGUCCGUGCCCAAUCUCUGCCCAGCAGCACUCGCUGUGCCCACCCCCUGCCCUCAGAGCAGCUGUUCCAGGCCGCCUUGACCCACGCACACAGAGCUGUGGUCCUAUCCAGACCUUUCUGCUUUGAACCAGGAACACGCUACUCUGUGACCCUGCGGCUGUGGCGGACCAAAGGGGUGCGGAGGCCUGAGGGAGGCAUCAUCCUUCUGGAUUCGAUUGUGCUUCUGCCACGGGUGAAGGAGUUGCCUGGGCUAAGAUCGGUGGACCCCGGGGCCACAGGGCGCUUACAGGAGCUGCACAAAGCGGGCUGCAUGGAGGCUGCAAGGACAGGCCUCCCCAGCACCAUGCCUGAGGCCUGUGCCCGCCUCGCCUGCAGCAUCUCGGCCCUGCUCCAUGGGGGUGGCCUCCCAUGUGAGUGCCACCCCCAGGGUUCACUGAGUACUGAGUGUGCCCUGCUGGGUGGGCAGUGCCCCUGCCGUCCUAACAUCAUUGGCCGUACCUGUGACCGCUGUGUGCCUGGAACAUAUGGCUUCGGUCCCACUGGCUGCAGUGAGUGCCGCUGCCACUCCGAGGGUGCCACCAGUGCGGUCUGUAACCCUAUGAGCGGGCAGUGCAUGUGCCGGGCAGGCCUUGCUGGCCGCCGCUGUGACCACUGCCUCCCUGGCCGGUGGGGCUUUCCACACUGCCAGCCCUGUGCCUGCAAUGGGCAUGCUGAGUUGUGCCACCCACUUACAGGCGUCUGCCAGGCCUGCAACGGAGCCACGGCAGGCCGGCACUGUGAGAAGUGCAUGGACGGCUACUAUGGAGACCCCACCCUGGGCUCAGGCCAGCAGUGCCGGCCCUGCCUCUGUCCUGGGCACCCUGGCUCUGGCUUCUAUCAUGGGACUUCCUGCCAUGUGGACAGCGCGAGUGGACGUGUCCUGUGCCUGUGCGCACCUGGCUAUGCAGGGCCCCGCUGUGACCGCUGUUCCUCUGGCUACUUUGGGCGCCCUUGGCCAGGAGAAGACCCCAGGAGGAGUUCCUGCCGGCCCUGCCAAUGCAACAACAAUAUUGAUCCCCGUGAUCCUGCUGCCUGCGACCCCCACAGUGGGCACUGCCAGCGUUGUCUGCACUACAGCCAUGGCCCUGGCUGUGCCCACUGCAGGCCUGGCUUCCAUGGCAGUGCCCUGCGCCCAGGGGGCUGCAGGCGCUGCAGCUGUGACUCCCGGGGCACUAUCCCUGUGAGGUGCCCACCUGGGGCUGAAGCCUGCUUCUGCAACCAGGUCAGCGGGCAGUGCCCCUGCCGCCCCCACACACUGGGGCGGGACUGUAGCCGUUGUGCCCCCCUCUUCUGGAACCUGGGGGGGCCUCGGGGCUGCGAGCCCUGCAGCUGCCAUGCCCAGCACGCUUUGCAGCCAGUGUGCCAUCCAGUCACUGGUCAAUGUCCCUGCCGGGCAGGAUUUGGGGGCCGCACAUGCUCCCGGUGUCAGGAUGGGUACUGGGGUGAUCCGGAGCAGGAGUGCAGAGCGUGUGCCUGUGACCCACAGGGCUCCAUCUCGCCCAGCUGUGACCCACACACCGGUGCCUGCCUCUGCAGAGAGGGUAUCUCAGGGCCGAGGUGCCAGGCAUGUGCCCGUGGCUCCAGAGGUGGCUUCCCACACUGCAUGUCCUGCCCUACCUGUUUCACCUCCUGGGACCAACGCCUGGCUGUGCUCCAGCUGCAGCUGGAAGCUGUGGCCCAGGAGGUGGCUGCCCUACGUCAGGGGAUGCCUGGCUGGUGUUCUAAGGGCAAGGGUAGACACCAGCAGGCCCUGGAGGGGGUACUCCAGAAGGCACAGAUGCUCUUGGAAUCUCCUUCACCCACUGUGGGGACCCUUCAGCAACUUACAGAGUGGACAGCUGGACUCAGAAUGGAAAUGGCUGCACUGGCCCAGACACUGUGGACCCCAGGACAGGUUGUGGCAGAAAGUGAGCCACGGGUUAGGAGGCAGUGUGAACGCCUGGAAGAAUUAUCCCGGGAGCUAGACUGUGUCAAGGGCUUGGUCUGGUCCAAGAGGACCACAAGAGUCCAAGAUGCUGAGGCCCAGGUCUCCUCAGCUGCCCUACUUUCCCAGGAGGCCAUGCUUGGGGCCCAGAUCGUGGCCACACUUGGAGGACCAAACAGCGUCCUGGGACAGGCCCGAGAGGCCCAGCGAUGGACAGAGCAGCUUCUAUGGGAGACAGGCCAGCCUACAGGGACAGCUGUGUGGGAGCUGAAACUGAAGGGGCUGGUCAACAGGGUCCAGAUGCUGCAUCCACAGCUUCUGAGACUCCUAGUCAGAGCUGGAGUGGAAUGCAGGGGUCAGGGCCCUGGGCUGGCCUGUGUUCCUGUACUCUGUGAUGUUUCCCCUUGCCCUGGGACUCUGCCUACUGCCCACUGGGCUCUGGUUGUCUCCCGCAAUACCUCCUAUAGCCUGGACAUAGCAAUCACGGCCUUGGAGCAGCACCAGCAACUGCUGCAGCAAAUCCAGGCUACAGCAAGCUCCACGGGGAUCCAGGCCCGGGAGACAUGGCAUCGUGCAAGGGGGCCCUGGGGUGCAGCCACCAUGGCCCCUGUGCAAGCUACUGUGCAUAUGAUCCAGCGUUUCCUCUUGGAUGAAGGUGCAGAUGCUAUGAGUGUGGAGCUGGUGGCAUGGCGUGGGCUGGCAGUGCCCCUCCCCCAGGGUGGCGCAGCAGGCAUUGCUCUCCUCCUGGAUCAGAUCCAGAGUGCCCUCCCUGCACCAGACACUGGAGUCCAGAAGCUGCCCAAAGCUGAAGGUGUCCUCCAUCGGGCACAGCAGACCAGGGAAGGGACAGCCAGGGCCCAGGACCAAGCACUGGAUGUUCAGGGGGUGCUGGCUGAGGCGGGAACUCACACAAGGGCAGCAGAGCAAGGGCUGCAGGCAGCAAAACAGACACUUGGAGGCCUGGAGGCCAGUGUACAGGAGGUGGCAGGGCGCCUGACCCAGGUGACACUGGCAGUGGAUGUGACCCCGGACCUGGGGCUUCUGUCCAGUGCAGCUGUGGCUCUCAGGACCCGCUUGGCCCUGAGUCAGAGGCAGGCCCAGGAGGCAGAAGAGCGGGCAGCACAUGCGAUGGGCUUGGCUGAGGGCCUGGGCAAGGUGAGAUGGGAGCAGUGGACAUUGGGGUGUCAGGGACCCCUCUGGGACAGUGUGAAGUGGGGUUUAGGCUGGACUGGGCUAUGCUGGGCUGAGGUAGGGUCUCAGUUCUAAAACCCCUUGUCCCCCAGGAACCUUGGGCAGCAAUGAGUUUUGGUCUAGGUGGGGUGGGGUUUCAGGUCCAGUCCUGCUCCAGGAGUUGCAGGUGGCCCGGUUAGGUGUGGCAGAGUUGCAGGAGGGCACAUAUAGCCUGAUGGCCACAGUGCAGGACGCAGGAGAGAGGGUACAGCGGACUCGAGCCGAGGCCCAAGAGCUGCUGAAGUGGGUGCAGGACAGCUGGAGCCGCCUGGAGGGGCUGGAGCGCCGCCUGGUGCAGAGUGAGCAGACACUAGGGAAGAAGGUGGCCACCCUGUGGGCCCUGGAGAAGCAUGCAGCAGAGCUGCUUCAGCACCUGCAGCUGUGGGCCAGUGCCUAUGCCACCUGCUGAUUGCUGCCUGUGGAUACCGAAAAGAGGGACUUGGACUGCCUGGGUGACUCAGAGUGAUCCCAGGAAUCUCCUGACCUCAAGAGACCACAGACACUGCUUUGUGCCUGCUGACCCUGAAUGACCCUCAUGUGUCCUCCAGUGGCCCUCUGACCUUGAGAAACCAGAGAUAUCAUGUAAAAUUCCCUGAGGCCAUCUACUGCCCCUGACCCUGAUAGAUCCUUAUCUCUGAGUGAUGUAAAAUUUGGAGUCACCUUUAGUAUCCCUGAGCCCCCCAGGUUGACUAUGAGACCCCCAGGGUGACUGGAGAUCCCUACUCCAGAUAAUUGGAGCGAAGUCCAGCAGAUCAAUGUACCUCCCCGGCCCAGAAUCGCUUUGGGAAGCCUAGUGAUUCCCCUGAAGAACCCAGCUUUCUUCUCUGGGCCCACAGCUCCAGGUACUCUCCGCAGGGCCCCUCAGAGUAAGC
Molecule: messenger RNA, 7292 nt
Organism: Miniopterus natalensis
Lineage: Eukaryota; Metazoa; Chordata; Mammalia; Chiroptera; Miniopteridae
Source: RefSeq, a predicted model, not a curated record